AUGCCACCUCCGAGGACGAGAGCGGAGGUCCAGGCCCAGAAACAAAAAGAGAAGCUUGCUCAAUCAUACAAUGCACUGCUGGAGGAAUUCUCUUCGAAGGAUCUUCGCACUGUAGGAAACUACACGCUUGGGAGAUUGAUUGGGAAGGGUUCCUUUGGCAAAGUAUAUCUUGCUUCACAUAAGCUUACUAAUGGCUCCAAGGUGGUGCUCAAGUCUUCGAGUAAGGAAGACCGAAAUCUGGCACGCGAGAUCCAUCAUCACCGCCAGUUCCUCCAUCCCCACAUCGCCCGCCUAUACGAAGUCAUUGUGACGGAAAAGCUGGUUUGGCUUGUUCUCGAGUACUGCCCGGCAGGUGAUGAGCUGUACAACUAUCUCCUUCGGCAUGGUCCGUUACCGGUAGACAAAGUCAAGCGAAUUUUCACGCAACUAGUGGGAGCCGUUGCUUAUGUCCAUAGCAAAUCUUGCGUUCACCGUGAUCUCAAGCUAGAGAACAUCUUACUCGACAAACAUGAGAACGUGAAGCUGUGCGAUUUCGGGUUCACUCGCGAAUAUGAAGGCAAGGCGAGUUACUUGCAGACGUUUUGUGGAACAGUAUGCUAUAGCGCUCCCGAAAUGCUCAAGGGCGAGAAGUAUGCUGGCGAGAAGGUGGAUGUCUGGAGCUUGGGUAUCAUUCUUUACGCCCUGCUUGCUGGGGAGUUGCCAUUCGAUGAUGAUGACGACCAAGUAACAAAGGCUCGGAUUCUUGGUGAAGAAGCAAUUUUCAACGAUAAAUUUCCUGACGAUGCCAAAGCCCUCAUCAAUCUACUCCUUUCGAAGCGGCCCCUUAUUCGACCCAGUCUGGACGAGAUCCUUGCCCAUCCGUUUCUUGCAGAGCAUGCUCCCGAACAGUUGGCGAUACUCAAGAUUCCGCGCCCAGCCGCCUUCUCGACCCCUCUGGAGAGGACCACGCUGCAGCGCAUGAAGAGUGCAGGAGUCAACAUCGAUGAGGUUGUCGAGAGCGUUCUCUCUCAACGCUGUGACCCCCUCGCUGGUUGGUGGGCAUUGUUGAUCGAAAAGGAGCAGCGAAAAGAGCAGAAGAGGGAGCGUAAACGACGCGAGCGUGAAGCGGAAGCAAAGAAUAUUCGUCGCUUGAGUGCAGCAAGCAGUCGGCUGGAAAAGAUCUCGGCCGCCCUUGUGGAAGUCGACGAAGAGGGCCACGCCGCAGACACUCAUCUUCGUGAGCGAGGACGGCGAGACAGACGGAGUCUUCCUUCUCAGCUUGCUGUCCCAGAGCUGCCAAUGCUUCCCGAACCGACACCCCUGCAGUCACCAGAUUCUAGCACGCCUCCGCCCCCCAUUGACAAAGAUUCCAUUCGUUCUGCUAGUUCGACCCGGCAGCGUCCCCCACCACCACCGAAGGAUCAAGCACGACGGCCGAGCACGUUGCAUGUGAGCGCAUCGCAGCCUGAAUUGGCCCAGCACAACAAUGGCAUUUUUAGACGCCGCACCGGUCGCCGCCAGUACCCGAUAAUAAGCCAAUUGGCCUCGUUGAAGCACUGGUUUGUGGAGUCUGCAAAGAGAGCCAAAUCUCCUCACGCCAAGGCGGCUGGGGGUCAAGGAGGCCAUCGCAAGUUUCUCUCCGAGAAAUUGAGCCCGGCCAAGGGCCAGGAUACUGGAAAGAAGCCCACUUCGGCAUCUGGGGCCACCGCGCACUCUGGUGACUUGUUGACGCCAACACAGAUCAAGCGCUCGUCGAAUGCCAGCAGCUUAGCCCCGAGCAGUGCUUCCUAUCCGAACAACCGCCAUUCCUACCCUCGCCACAAUCGUCCCUUGAGCACUAGCCAGAGAAACUCUCUCUCGCCAUCUCCGAUCACCCCAAGAGGUUCAUACCGGCGGUCCUCCGCAGGUCUGCGUGGUCGCAAGUCCACUUCAUCUUCCGUGUCUUCCAUCCGCAGCAUCCAUCAUGCCCAUAGCCACUCUAAAGCAUCGUCCGUUUCUUCAAAUAGUAUUGGUUCAGCGUCUACUCCAACGGCUCGAAUCUCGAAAUCGCCUCACACAUCAGUCAAAGUCCUUCCCACGACGCCAAGUGCGUCUGCACGAUUUCCCAGUAAUAUCCGUCUGGUGCGAGGCACGCAGAACGGUUUCCGUGACAUUGAUGACCCUAACGGGAGGAUCAAUAAUAUGUUCAACGAGGCAGCCCCAGCGCCACUGCUCUACUCCCCUUCGUCAAGCCUCGUCUUUGCACGUCGAAAACGAUCCGCGUUUAAGGGGCCUAUGGUCCAUACAGCUAAUCUGUUGGUAUCGGGUGGAAUGACGAGCACUGAGUACCCAAAUGGCGACAUAGGGAUUGGAGGCCCUGCGGUCGCAGCAGCACCUCGAUCUGGGACACGAAAAAGCCAAAUAAUAGAAGAGGAAGAGGACAUGGAGGAAGAUAUCGAAGAAGUCGAUACUUUUGAUGGCCUAGAUGAAGGGCCAGGCUCGCCAGUCGACUCCACUGCCUCGGAAGACCAUACGGGCGCUGGACAUCUGGCGGGAUCGUCCUUCGGGCGAACUGGCAAACCGACUCUAGCUCCUGCUGCAGAACUCGAGUCGACUCCGCGCCCACCCCAUACAUCUUAA
Messenger RNA from Aspergillus costaricaensis CBS 115574, 2598 nucleotides. RefSeq names its product non-specific serine/threonine protein kinase. Gene Ontology annotation, biological process: protein phosphorylation. The record is from RefSeq and is a predicted model, not a curated record. The transcript has 5 exons. The coding region runs from base 1 to 2598 and encodes 865 amino acids. Lineage: Eukaryota; Fungi; Ascomycota; Eurotiomycetes; Eurotiales; Aspergillaceae. Gene Ontology annotation, molecular function: protein kinase activity; ATP binding.